Molecule: messenger RNA, 441 nt
Organism: Striga asiatica
Lineage: Eukaryota; Viridiplantae; Streptophyta; Magnoliopsida; Lamiales; Orobanchaceae
Source: the annotation of a GenBank genome assembly
AUGAAGAGUUCGGUUGCUCUGUGGUGGGUGUGGAGAGGGAAGCUAGCUCCGGGGCCGAGGUCAAGGCGCGUCACGGUCAUGCCAAGGGUGUUUCUACCCGGGACAAGAGUGGUGUUGAGUGUGGUGACGGCUAGCUUUAACGGGUUGUCGACGUUGCCAGGCUGGCUGAGGACGUCUGAGAAGAAGUCCUUGCUUGUGGUUUCUAGAGGGUCUUUGCAAGGCAAUGGGAGGUUGUCGUAUUCUUUUGCUCCCUUACUAAAAUCUGCGACGCAGAUGUCCUGCGUCGGCAUGGGGUCGAAGGCCACGCCUAGGCCGAGUAUAAUAUUCAUGAUGGCUAACACAAAAAAGAUUAUGUAUGGGGUGAUUAGUGAUGUGAUGAUUAAGCGUGGUCAAAAUUUUAGGGAAGGGUGGGGGAAUUUUAUAAGUGAGUUUCUUCACUAA